AUGAAUGACCCGUUGGUACAAUACGAGUUCCAUAAGAUUGAAAUCGCACUUGGGAUAGAGCAAUUAAGCGGUGAAGUUUCAUUCAUGGACUUUACCAAAACCAAGGCUAACCGCCAUCGUCUACUUAUCUUGGUUUUUGUUGAUGUUGGAACUAACUGGGUUGGCAACGGAAUCAUCAACUAUUACCUCACACCGACUCUCAACCAAGUCGGGAUCUACUCAUCGGCCAAAAUUGAUUGUAUCAAUGCCGGCGUGCAAAUGUGGAACCUGAUCAUAUCUACGGGUGCCGCCCUUUUAAUAGAAAGAUUAGGACGACGAUUCCUUUGGCUAUUCUCCGAUUGGAUGUUCUUCUCAUAUAUUUUUGCCAUGGCCUUAUCUGGCAAACACGCCACCAGUGGAGAGAGCUCAUAUGGGCUUGCAGUGAUUCCAUUCUUAUUCCUUUUCUUCGGGGUAUACGAUGUUGCUUGGACACCCCUUCAAUUUGUGUACCCCGUCGAAAUACUUCCCUUUUCAAUGAGAAUGAAAGGCAUGGUACUGUUCGUCAUGAUUCAGAAUAUCGCAGUCACGGUAAACACAUUUGUCAACCCUAUCGCCAUGGAUGCAAUUGGAUGGAAAUAUUAUGGAGUAUACAUCGCAAUCCUUGCCCUUUACAUCGUGGUCACGUAUUUAUAUUUUCCAGAGACAAGACGGAUGACUAUUGAGGAUAUAUCAGACAUCUUCGAAGGCACAAAUCAAUUGAAGCAGACAUCCAAGCAUAGUGAUGUGGAAACGGGUAAAAAGACCCAUAUCCAGUUCCCAUCUUCAUCUGAUGUUGAACAUGCCUGA
This is a messenger RNA of Penicillium malachiteum, 825 nucleotides long. RefSeq names its product sugar transporter. The record is from RefSeq and is a predicted model, not a curated record. The transcript is spliced from 5 exons. Gene Ontology annotation, molecular function: carbohydrate:proton symporter activity. Gene Ontology annotation, cellular component: membrane. Gene Ontology annotation, biological process: carbohydrate transport; transmembrane transport. Lineage: Eukaryota; Fungi; Ascomycota; Eurotiomycetes; Eurotiales; Aspergillaceae. Bases 1 to 825 code for a protein of 274 amino acids.